AUGGCAGCCGCAGGCGGCGGACGAGCAAGGCCACCUCGAGCGCGUGCGGCGCGGACCGCAGAAUCGCGUGGCAGCACAAGCGGGAGACGAAGACGCGGAGAAGACGAAGAGAGGGAGGAUGGCGAUCCGACUAACGACGUAGGUGACAGCGAAGAUCUCGCCGAGGAAGACGAUGAUGCCCAAGCGGAAGAGUCUGAAGACGAGGACGAGGAUGAUGACGAUGACAACGACGACGACGACGAAGACGAAGACGACGAGGAUGGAGACGCUGAUGCGGACGAAGACGACGACGAGUCGCCCUUCAAGUUUCUCGAGCGGCUGGACCCCAACUGGCUCACACGGCGAAGCUAUCCUCAAGCUGCACUAUCCGCUCAGCCGUCGAGUGCGAUUGGCGUCGACGGCCGCUCGCCGGCGGGCGGAGCAGACGAUGCCGAGUUCUACGCUGCCAUGAUUCAGAUGCUCACGCAUGUGCUCGGAUCGUCCGACUCCAUCGGAUGGGCGAGCCAGGCCACGCCCGGAUCACAGCUUGCUCCAUCGCCCUUUGCACAUCCACAGAGUAGCCCAGCGCAGACGCCGAACCACGCAGGUGCAUCACAUGCUGGACCGUCACGCUCUACGUCUCUUCGGAGCAAGAACGAGCUGUCGGCGCUUCAGCCGCUCAUCCAAGCGCUGAUCGCUCGUUUGGGCAAAGACCAGCAGGUUUCGCGCCGUCCGGUCGGCGAGCAGGAUCUCACGGCGCUGCUCCAGACCCUGAUGGAACAGCAGCAGCGGCAACAGCAGCAGCACAGCCAACGGCAGGGCUCGGACGGUCAAGCUGCGCAAGUCUUUCCUUCUUCAAACUACCAGUUUGCGCAACCGAGUCUUGCUACGCAGGCGGCCUCUGAUAGCGCCCUCGGCCGCUCGCAUCCGCAGACGGACCACACAGGAGUCGGGUUCGGCAUCGCUGCGCAGGACGCAUACCGGCCGCUCCACUUUGCCGAUCUCGACUUUGAAGACGAGGACGAGGACGACCCGGACUUCAAUCCGGAUCUGAAUCCCGACCUGCCUCUGCCCUCGGCGUGGUCGCUGGCGGUACGCGACGUUGUGGCUUCAGAAAAGUCUCGCGCUGCAGCUGCGGCCGUUGCUGCAUCCCACUUGGGCACCCCGUCAGGAUCUCAAACGCCUGCUGCGCGGCGAGGAUCGUACAGAGAAGGCGACCCGCAUCCGCAUGCACACUUGUUCCCUCAUCCCACUUCCUUUGCCACGGAGGCGGAUCGACCGCCGGCAAGGGAGCCUUCGACCCACGCGAGCACUUCGGUCGGCGAAGCAAACGAAGGCCUCACCACAGCAGAGCACAUCGACACUCAUGCAACAGCCGAGGCUGUUCGUGCCGCAAGUGCGACGCAGUCCGAGCCAGAGCAGGGCGAGCAGAGCAUUCCGCGCAAGCGGGGCCGCAAGCCUGUACUCGAGCCCGGCGAAGCUCAGCGUCGACGCGCACAGAGGAACGUCGAGUACCAACGCAUGCGACGCCAGGUCAAAAAGGCCGAAGAGUCGGAGCAGAGCGAGGCCGUACUCGAGCUCCGUGCCGAGGUCAAGAUGCUGCGCGCCGAGAUGGAGCGUCUCCGCGACGAAAACGCCAUGCUACGAGCGCAGCGCGAGCUCGACCGGCUCCAGCGCUCAAACCGCCGUUGA
Molecule: messenger RNA, 1671 nt
Organism: Moesziomyces aphidis
Lineage: Eukaryota; Fungi; Basidiomycota; Ustilaginomycetes; Ustilaginales; Ustilaginaceae
Source: the annotation of a GenBank genome assembly